Molecule: messenger RNA, 10382 nt
Organism: Paramecium pentaurelia
Lineage: Eukaryota; Ciliophora; Oligohymenophorea; Peniculida; Parameciidae
Source: the annotation of a GenBank genome assembly
AUGAACAACCAAAACACAAUUAUUAUCAAGAAUUUCUUUAGUGUCUUUUAUUUGUUUUUAGUGCUUAAUUUAGCUAAAAGUUCUUUUUAAAAUUACAAGGAUGCGAUUUUAACAUCAGGUUUAUAAGUGACAGAGGAAUCAAUUAAUAUAAUAAAUGAGGAUGACAACGAUACUUAUUGUAUAGGAUUCUGGAGUAUGAGUAUUCCUUUACAAAUUCCAAAAAGAAAUUUUGAUAUUGAAAUACCAUAUGAUUUAGAGUAACCAGAAAAUGGUGAAUUAUUAUUGUUAGUCAAAGAUUCUGAUACUAAUGAUAACCUAAUUGUGGUUUCUAAGAUAUUGGAUUAUUCUAAUAGGUAAGUUUAACACAUAAUAUAAUUUAUAAAUCACGAAACAAGUUUCAACUUUAUCUUUAAGUUUAAUGGUUUAGAUUAUGAAGGAUAAUGGAUAUUUCAUUUAAUUUCCAUACAACCAAUAAACGGAGUUGUUAUAGUUGAAGCAAGUGAUUAAAAUAAAUAAUUUCAAAUUUUGUCUUCCAAAGUUUAGCAAAAUUUAAAAAUUAUUUUAGGAGGCAGAGGCUAUGUAAAUAUAUUUAUAUAAUUAUUAGAUAAAUGGCUAGAACUUCAAUACAUUUAGAGGAUUGUUAUCAAAAUUAAUAUUUUUGCCAAACUUCAGUUAUUCAGACAUUUUAUUUGAAAAUACUUAAACGGAUAAUUAAAUUCCAUUAAAAUCUUUAAUCGAAGAAUAGAUAUAUAUCAUACAAGGUCUAUAAGAAUUUAAAGGAUAUUAGGCUUAAGAAAUAGCUAUUGAUUAAUAUGGAAAAAGGUAUUGUUUGUCUGGUUGGGUUAAAUAUAAUUAUUAAAAUACUGAAGAAGAAAAAUAUACAUUAAUACGAAUGACUAAUUUUUUAAAUUAUGAGGAUAAGUAAAAAUUAGGGGAUGAAUUAUUUGGUUUUGAGAUAUUGAUCUCAAAAUUCUAACCAUAAUUAACAAAGAUUUUUGUACAUGCUGAUGCUUAUAGUAUGCCUGUUUAAUAAUCAUUUGAAUCCUAAUAUGAUUUAACAUUUUAAGGAAUUUAGAAUGAGAAUUAUAAGGUAGUUUAAUCUACAAAGACAUUAGAGUACUUAGAAGAUUAUAGAUAUUAUGAAGGAUUAUAACAAUGGCAUUUUAUUUAAUAUGAAUAUGGUAGAAGUAAUUUUGAUGAAAAAAUGUUACUUUAAUUACAAUUUUAUAAUCAAUUAGGUUUGAUAAGAGAAUAAUUGGGAAAUGACAUUUUUAGAGGUUCAUUUAUAAAUAGCAAAUUUAAUAUAUUUUUAGGUGGAGAUAAUUUUAAUCAUAAUUUUUUAUAAGCUUAUGUUUAUGAUUUCAAAAUUGAAUAUAAUUAUUAUGAAGAUAAAGUUUUACUUUUAAGUAUAGAUCUAUAAAUUAUUUAGAUUGUCAUUAUUCUUGUUUAACAUGUAAAGGACCUUAAGAAAAUGAUUGUAUUAAUUGUGAUGAAAAUACUAAUAGAUAUUUUUAGAGUGAGGUUUCUAUGUGUAAAUGUAAAUAAGGAUAUUUCGAUUUUGGAUAGAGAAUUUGCACUAAUCAAUAUUAUUCAUCAGUUUCAAUUUAAGAAAUAGAAAUUUAAAUUCCCAAUAUUUGUCCAUUUGGUUAUUUCAAACUUCCUCUAAAUAAUACUAAUUAUAAAUGCAUAGAAUGGUAUAUUUUUAACUUAAUAAAUAUUUAGUCCUCAAAAAUUAAAGAAUUAAUUUAUAUGUGCAGAAUGCUAUUUCUAUUCUAAAACAUGGUACUUAAGACCAGUUUGUAAAUAGGAUCUUAUUACUUUAAAAAAUAAUAAAGAUGAUACAUUUCAUUUAAUUGCUAGAAAUCCAAUAGAUUAUGAUUUAUAUUCAAUCAAUUUGGAUAGAGAAUUGAUGUAUCAUUUUGAAUUUUAGGAUUAUUGUAUUUAUAAUGCUGCAACAAUGAAUCAGUGUUAUACAUUUCCUCAUUAUCAUUUAGGGAAUUAAGCAUAAAUGAUAUGUAAAGAAAAUUACUUUGUUGAUAUUGAUAAUUUUAGAUGUAUAAAAUUUAGACAAAAAUGUAAAGAAUUUGAUUCUUUAGGAAAUUGUUGGGGUUGUUUUCCUGGAAAAUACUAUAUUUGGAAUAAAUGUAUAGAAUGUCCUAUUGGAUGUUCUACAUGUGAGAAUCUAAAUUAUUAUGAAAAUCAACCUAUUUGUUAAACUUGUACAACAAAAUUCUAUAAUUUUAUUGAUGGAUAAUGUAAAAUGUGUGGUCAAUAUUGUGAAUUGUGUGAAAGAUAUUAUGAUGAUUAAAUUGAUUAAGAGUAUUUAAGAUGUAUAAAAUGUAUAGAUGAUUCAAAAUAUCACUUAUCUCUUGAUGGUAAAUAAUGUUUAUAUAAUUAAAUACCCAAUUGUAUUCAUGCAUUUUAAGCUUUACGUGAUGAUAUGACUAUAAAUACUCUUGAUCUUAAAUUUUAACCAUAAUUUGAUUACAAUCAAAUAAUAACAUUAUGUGCUAAAUGUGAAACAUCAUAUGUUUUUGUAUUUGAAAUUAAUAAAUGUAUUGAGAAUACUAAAGAAUAAGAUUGUUAAGUUGGUAUAGGAUAACUUAAUGAAAUUGAUCAAUCCUUAGAAUCUAUUAUAUGUUUAAGUUCAACUAAGUAAAAAAAUGAUGUAGUCUAAUUUACUGAAAAAUGUUUUAGUUAUAAUAAUAAUUGUUAAGUUUGUUUACAGACUCACAUUAUUGAUUCUUAUGCCUGUUUAGAAUGUGUGAAUGGUUAUUAUGUUUCAAUACCUUCUGGUUAAUGUAUAGGAUGUCCACCUGAAUUAAAAUGUAAAUCUUGUUAUUCAUAACAUUCUAUAUUAAAAGAUAGAUGGAAAAUAUUGGUAAGAUCAUUUUAUAGAAAAUAUAUUGAAAAUAAUAGUUUUCAUUAAUAUAUUGUAUAUGGUUAAACUUAAAAUUCUAAUGAUUAUGAAAUACUAUGCUCUUCUUGUAUAGAUGGUUUUAAAUUGCAUAAUAAUAUAUGUCUUGAAUAUUGUUAAGAUGAUUGUAUGGAAUGUAUAUUUUUGAAUGAUAAAUAUAUUUGUAAUAAAUGUUUUUAUGAAUAAAGGGGAAGAAGAUUGACAUUAAUUGAUAAUAAAUGUAUAGAAUGUCCUGAAAAUUGUGCUCUUUGUAGAAUUAGAACAAAUGAAGAAAUCUAAUAAAUCAAUCCUCUAUUUAAUAAUCCAAAAUAUAUUAAAUAUACAUAUUAAUGUAUCAAAAGUUACGAAGAUUAAAGUUAUUAUUAUGAUUAAGAUUUUGGAUUAUUUAUUGAAUGUAAAUAAAAUGAUUAAGGUAAUGGAUGUUAUAAAUAACUAAUUAUUACUUUAAAUCUAUAUUCUAAUUAUAAUGAAUAUUAUAAUGACUUAUUUGAAUAACCAGAUGAAGAAUCUAAGAUUAAAUUUUAAAAGGAAAAUAUAUUAAUUUCAAAUCUAUUAUCAUAUGAAAGUAGCUUUAUUGAAGUAAUAUUAAUAUUAUAAUUAUUUUUAGUUUGAAAAUGAUUAAUUUUACACAUUAGCUAAUUCUAAAUUAAUUAAGACUAUAAUAAUAAAAAUAAUAAGUAAAAAAUAAAUACGUAAUAAUUUAACUAAUGGUGGAUUAAUAGUAUCCAAAUUUUAACAGAACAUAUUUACAUUAUAGUAUUUAUAUUAAAUUAAUAAUUAGAAAAGUUGAAAUAGAAUUUAUCUUUGAACUUGAGACUAUUUUAUUACCUUAAUUUGAUUUCGAAUUCAUCAAUUUUUCAAAAAUUACUCUUUAAAAUAUUAGACUAGAAAUCACAUCACCAUCUAAAUUUAUAUUUAAAAGCUCUUUUCCACAAACAAUAAUAUUAAAUGAUAUUUCAUUUGAAAUAGGUAAUUUAGUUAAUUUUCAUUAUGUAAAUUUUUAAUUUACUUUCAAUAAUGUAAGCACUCUUUUGGUUAAUAAUAUGUAUUUUUAUAAUAUUUCAUUACUUGCCAAAGAUUAUUUCAUGAAUAUAUAGGAAACUAAUUAUCCUAAAACCAUAAUAUUCAAAAACAUAACAUUAUUAUCAGUUGACAUACAAACAAUCUUUUUAGAUUUAGGUUUAGGCUAUCAAGAUUAUGUUGAGAUAAAUACAGUAAAAAUAUAAUCAAAUAAUAUUAAUUAAAAUAUCAUUAAAGUUUCAUAAAAUAAUGAAUAUGGUGAACUUAAAUUAAAGAAUGUUAUUUUGAGUGGUAGUUAAAUAUCAGAUUCUUAAUAUAUUUUUGAUUUUGAAAGAGUUCUUCUCUUAGAAAUUAAUAACUUUUAAAUGUUUUAAACUAUUUUGAUUAAUACAACCUUAAUCUUAUUAAAUAGAAAUAGUUAAUUAGAAAAUAUUAAAUUUUAAGAUAGUUAAUUUCUUAAGAAAUCUAUUGGUAUGAAAAAUAAUAAUAAUUUCUAUGAAUACAAUAUUAAUUAGAUAUUUACAAAUAUAUUAUUUGAGAAUAAUCAAUAUGAUAAUUUAAUCUAAUUUAUAUACUUAAAGAAAUAUUUAAGUUAAUAAUCAAAUAUUACAAUUAAUUAUUUAAAUUAAAUAAAUAAUUAUUUUAUUAAAGAUUCAUUAAAUUAAUAUAGAAAACAAGUUAAUUUUUCAUUAAUUAUCAUUUAAUAUGAUUAUGUGAAAAUAUCUAAUUUAGUUAUUGAACGUGGUUUUGGUUUAAAUGAUAUUACACUUUAUGAUUGUUAAGAGAUUAAAAUUUAAAAUGGUACUUUUCAACAAUAGAAAUAUCGAUUUUUAGGAUUACAUAAAUAUAUAGAUUGUUAAUUAAAAUAAGUUAAUGCUUAAUAUUAUUCAACUACAUUAAGUAUUGCUACAACUAAAAUAAUAGAAUUGAAAAAUCUAACAUUCUCUAAAGUUCAAUCUUACAACUCUCCCAUAAUAGCAAUCGAUUCUGCUGAUUAAAAAUUAAUUAAUUAAAGUGAAAUUAUUAUAUUAUAGGAUAUAUCAUUUAGUUCUAAUAUAAUUCUAUUUACAGAAUUGAUAUUUAAAUCCUCACUAAUUUCUAUAUCUUCAUAUUAACAAAACAAUAUAAAAAUAAACAAUAUUACAUUCCAAAAUAAUGUUUACAAUCAAUAUACUUAAUUUGAUUUAACAACUACUGCAGGAUUAUUAUUAAUUAUUUGUCCUUAUUGUAAAGUACAAUUAAUCAAUUCACUCUUCUUAAACAAUAUAGUAUUAAACAGUAGAUCAAGUAUUAUUUAUAUUCAAACAUAGAACUUAUAAAUUACUGAUUGUAAUUUUUACAAUAAUAGUAUAUUUAUAUAUAAUGUACUCUAACCUCACAUAUAUUGGGGUUUUACUUCUCAAAUAUCAGAAUAAGUUAUUGAAUCAAAUUUUGAAUCGAAAUCUAAAUCUGGAAUUGGAGAAUUAUUAGUUGAAUAAAUCUUGAUUUAAAAUAACAGUUUUAUAAAUUCAUCAGGAUCAACUGGAGGAUGUUUCUCUGUUUUCUCUUAUGGAAGUUCUGAGAUUUUGAUAUAAAAUAACCUUUUUGAAUCAAUUUCUACUAAAUUUCUAAAUGAUUUAGAAUAUGGAGGUGUCAUUUAUAUAGAUGGAUCAUCUUCUUCAUAACUUAAAGUAGAAAUAAAUAACAAUAUUGGCAAUAGAAUAUACUGUAGAGGAUUUGGAGGUUUUGUAUAUUUGAAAUCUAAUACAUCUUAAUCAAAUUUAACAAUUUUAAAUUUAAAUUUAGAGGAUAUAUAUGCUCAAUAAGGAUCAGCAAUCUAUGUUUCUUAUUCAAAAUUUGUAGAAAGUCCUUAAAUUUUAUUAGUUUAAAAACUUUUUGUAUCCAAUACUUAAAUUGGUUAUCUUAAUUUUUUAAAUAAAUUUAAAGAAUUUUCUAGUCAAUAAGAAAUCUAGUAUUUAAUAAAUAAUAGAUCUCUUAUAUAUUUAGAACAUGGAUCUUUGAUUUAAAUAAAUGAAGUUAAGAUAAGUAAUAUAAUUUUAGAAUCUUUAUUGAUUUUGUAACAAUCUAAAUCAGUUUAUCUAUCUCAAAUUUAAGUGUAAAAUUCUUACAUUAGUAAUAAUUUAAUAUCAGUAUUUUCAUUUACAAGUAGAUAUAUAUAAUAUUAAUUUAGCAACUAAUCAGGAAUUAAUUCUUUAGAAUUCAAUAUUCAGAUCUAUUUAAAUUGGAUUUAACUUUACUAAUGAAACUGAUAUCAAAUGUAUAAACAUAAAUCCAUCAUCAAAUGAUAUGAUAUAUUAAUGUUUAAAUGAUUUCAUUAAAGCUCCUAUUCAAUUAAAUAGUAAUGAAUAAAAAGGAUAUUAUAAUAAAGCCUAUUGUGUAUUUUAAGAAAUGAUUUCAUAUAUAGAUUAAUAGAAUUCAGGAUUAAUUUUAUUUAAUAAUUUUACUAACCAAAAUAAAAUUUAAAUUAAUUCUGUUACAUUAGUUGAUAUAAUUUGUACAAUAUGUUAAAAUGGACUAAUAUAUUUAUAAUUCUAACCUUAAGUAUCUUUAAUUUAAUAGUAAUUGAUUACAUCACUCUAUGUACAAAAUUGUUCUUGUGGUAAAUAAGGAUGCUUAAAUGUUAUACAACUAUCAAAUAACGAUAAUAGAAUUCUCAAUUAAUAAGAACUUUAUUCUUUAAAUUAUGAGUUAAAAAUAAGAUACUAUAUUUGUUAGUAUAAUAUUGCUACAUAAGGAACUUGUUUAAAAAUAAAUUCAUUCUUGGCUCUAUUAUAAGAUAGUCUUUUUUAAUUCAAUGAAGCUUUUCAAGAAGGAGGGUCUAUUUAUAUAAAAGGAAAUAAAAAUUUAAUAAUUGAAGAUAGUGUAAUUUAAUUCAAUAAGGGAUCUAUUGGAGGAGGAUUGUAUUUUUCAGAUUAAGUUGCAAUAAAUUUAUUGGAUAAUAAAACUAAAAUAAUAAAGAAUUCUGCAGAAUUUUAUGGAAAUAAUAUAGCUUCUAAUCCUUAAUAACUUACAAUAUAAAUAAGAAAGGAUUCUUAAGCAUUAUCUGCAAUAACUAAAAUUUCAAAUUCGACUAUAAAAAUAUAAGAAAUUUAAUUAAAACCAUAUAUUGGUUUAAAUGGAAAUAUAUUGAAACAUAUAUAUUUACCAACAGGAUAGAAAAUAUCAUCUUAUAAAAUUUUUGAUUGGAAAAACAAAUUGUAUUAUUAAUCAAAUUAGAUUUUGAGAAUAUUAGCUUUAGAUGGUGAUCUAAAUAUUAUUUAAAAUCUAAAAAAUACUGAAUGUUUUAUAGAAAGUAGAAUAUUUGAUGAAUCAAAAUAAGAGGAUUAAGAUUUUACAAAUAAUUAUACUAAUAUUUAACGAAUAAGUUUUAAUUUAGAUACAUAAACUUAUAAUCUUGAUGAUUUAAUUGUUUAUUUUGAUAAUUCUGUUCCUCAAGAGAUUGUUCUUUAAUUGUAGUUUACUNAAUUUUAUUUAAUAAUUUUACUAACCAAAAUAAAAUUUAAAUUAAUUCUGUUACAUUAGUUGAUAUAAUUUGUACAAUAUGUUAAAAUGGACUAAUAUAUUUAUAAUUCUAACCUUAAGUAUCUUUAAUUUAAUAGUAUUAUUAAGUUAUUAUUUAAAUAUAUUUAAUUUUACUUUAAAUUUUAAUAUCCUAUAAUUGAUUACAUCACUCUAUGUACAAAAUUGUUCUUGUGGUAAAUAAGGAUGCUUAAAUGUUAUACAACUAUCAAAUAACGAUAAUAGAAUUCUCAAUUAAUAAGAACUUUAUUCUUUAAAUUAUGAGUUAAAAAUAAGAUACUAUAUUUGUUAGUAUAAUAUUGCUACAUAAGGAACUUGUUUAAAAAUAAAUUCAUUCUUGGCUCUAUUAUAAGAUAGUCUUUUUUAAUUCAAUGAAGCUUUUCAAGAAGGAGGGUCUAUUUAUAUAAAAGGAAAUAAAAAUUUAAUAAUUGAAGAUAGUGUAAUUUAAUUCAAUAAGGGAUCUAUUGGAGGAGGAUUGUAUUUUUCAGAUUAAGUUGCAAUAAAUUUAUUGGAUAAUAAAACUAAAAUAAUAAAGAAUUCUGCAGAAUUUUAUGGAAAUAAUAUAGCUUCUAAUCCUUAAUAACUUACAAUAUAAAUAAGAAAGGAUUCUUAAGCAUUAUCUGCAAUAACUAAAAUUUCAAAUUCGACUAUAAAAAUAUAAGAAAUUUAAUUAAAACCAUAUAUUGGUUUAAAUGGAAAUAUAUUGAAACAUAUAUAUUUACCAACAGGAUAGAAAAUAUCAUCUUAUAAAAUUUUUGAUUGGAAAAACAAAUUGUAUUAUUAAUCAAAUUAGAUUUUGAGAAUAUUAGCUUUAGAUGGUGAUCUAAAUAUUAUUUAAAAUCUAAAAAAUACUGAAUGUUUUAUAGAAAGUAGAAUAUUUGAUGAAUCAAAAUAAGAGGAUUAAGAUUUUACAAAUAAUUAUACUAAUAUUUAACGAAUAAGUUUUAAUUUAGAUACAUAAACUUAUAAUCUUGAUGAUUUAAUUGUUUAUUUUGAUAAUUCUGUUCCUCAAGAGAUUGUUCUUUAAUUGUAGUUUACUUGUAAUUCAAUUAAAGUUCCUAUUUACAAUACUUAAUAUCCAUAUGAAAUUAUUGAUUAUCAUUCAAAUUAUAAACUUAGAGUUAAUGUAAAAACAUAUGAAUGUCAAUAUGGAGAAAUUAAAAAUAUGACAGGUUUCUCAUGUGAAAAAUGCGAUUCUGAUUAAGGUUUAUACUCAUUAACACUAAAAUCAUAAAAAUGUGAUAUUAAAGAUGAGAUAACAACUUUGAGUAUUAAAGAUAAUCAAUUAGUAUUGAGACAAGGAUACUGGAGACCAUAUUUUGAUACAAGAGCAAUUCAUUUUUGUCUUAAUCUACAAAAAAAUUGUUUGGGAGGAAUAAAGGAAGGGGAUAGUUCAUGUUAUAUAGGUCAUAUUGGUGCACUUUGUGAAUAAUGUGAUCUAUAUAAUAUAAGAGGAGAUGGAUAAUAUUCAAUUGUUAAGAAAUUUUAAUGUGGUCCUUGUGCUGAGAAAGAGAGAAAUAUAUUUGUAAUUUUAGGAAUAGUUAUUUUGACUCUUGUAUUUCUUUUGAUUUCAAUUUAAGGAAAUAGGAAAACAAUGGAAGAAUUUACAAAAUCUUCAGUUUUUAAAAUAUAUAGAUAUUAAGUUUAUUUGAACAAGAAUUAAUCUGGAACUUUAAUUAAGAUGUUAACUAAUUACUUUCAAAUUAUUGUUUCCAUUACUACAUUUUAAUUAUAAUUUUCUACAGGAUUAAAUAAUACUUUAAAUGUUGUUGGAAAUCCACUUUAAACUUCAUCUUAUUCUCUUGAUUGUUUCUUAGUUGAAUUCAAAGACUUAUAAAUAGAAUAUGCUCGAAUGAUUUGGUAGAUGAUUUUACCUUUAUUGUAUAUCAUUGUUUUUAUUUGUAUCUACUUUCUAGCUAUUUUAAUAAAGAAGGAUAAAUUUAACCCUAGUAUUGCUGCAACAGCUGCAAUUUAUAUCUACAUCUAUGUAUAACCAAAUUUAAUUAAUGGAUUCAUUGAACUUAUUUCAUACAGAAAUAUUUCAGGUUUCAAAUGGAUUUAAGCUAAUGUAUCUUAAAGAUAUGAUACUAUAACACAUACAAGGUGGAUGUUCGAAUUUUGUUUACCUCUUAUUACAUUAAUAGCAAUCAUAAUCCCAUGUUUCUUUUUCUUUGGACUUUAUACUAAUAAAUAUCAUUUUUAAAAGAAAAGUGUAAUGUCACGUUGGGGUUAUUUAUAUAAUGAAUAUAAAAAAGAGGCUUAUUUUUGGGAAUUGAUUAAAAUUAUCUAGAAGGAAUUAAUUAUACUCUCACUUGUUUAUUAUGAAGAUACAGUUGUUAUGAAAGGAAUACUUGUACUUUUUAUAACAUAUGUUUAUUAAGAAUUAAAUGCUCUCUAUUAACCAUAUCAAUUAAAUAAUCUAAAUUAAUUGGAUUAUUAUUCAGCAAAUAUAAGUAUGAUUACUAUUGGAUUAGCCAUAGGAACUUAUAUAUCUUAAUAAGUCCACCUUAUAGAACUUUAGAUACCAUUCUUUUUUAUAAUGGCCUUAUAAAACUUUCUAUUUCUAAGUAAAAUUAUUAGUAAAAUCAUAUUGGAAUACUCUAAAUAAUAUGAAAUUUUAUUAGAUAAAAUUAAGGAAAUAAUUAAAAAAAGAUUCCCAUAAAUUGAUCAAUAUCCAUUUUUGAAAAGACUAUUUAAAAGUAGAGUAGAAUAAAGAAAGAAUGCUUUAUUGUUGUUUUAAAAACUAAGAAAUUUUGGAAUUCCUUUUGCAAAAUAAAUUAUUUAAAUGAGAUAAACUAAUUUUGAUUAAAACAGCUCAAAAAGAAAAUCAAUAUCAACUUAGGAUGGAUUUUAUAAUAGCAAAAAUAAGGGAAUUUAAUAUUAGAAAAGUGUUCUUAAAAUUAAAUCUAUUUCUAAAAAAAUAUGA